CGGCCCGCCAUCAUCUAGAAAAGUUGGAAUCACAAAAAUUUCUUAAAUUCUCUACGUCACCGUCACGUCUAUGUUGUCGAGUCCAUAGAGUGAUGACUAGACCAACAUGCAGGACAGCUCAUGAGAAUCUUUAUUCGAAUUUACGGGUCGAUUUACGGCGCGAUACUCUCCCGUCGACCCUCGCCAAGCUUAAGCUCGGUGCCCUCAUUAUAUACCACGAAAAUACGUGAUGGGCAUAGGAAAGCUAGUUGCGAGGGUUUACUUGCUAUCCCCGGCCGCCCCUCCUCGGUACGACCUAGGAAGAAGCUUAAGACAUCCUGCACCUUUACAUCUGCAAGAUACAUCAACUCGGCGAUAACAACACCGGGCCAUCGGCCUUCAAGUCCUGGCUAUUUCAGCUCGAAUUUCCAUUGUAGCCGCAAAUGGAAUCAUGCGUCCAGAGGCACAGGCGAUACUCCUCCUCCGUCGCAAGGAGUUACGCCCAGACCUGAGCUACUUGAAAUUGUUGACCAGUACGACGAUACCUCUAUAAAUGAGCACCUUGAGUUCUUGAGGGACCCUUACCUACGAAGAUAUGCUCCCGCAGACGGCCCAUAUCUUACGGUCUCGGAUAGAAGUGAAGAUGUCAACCUACAAUCUGUUGACCCCAGGCAAAGACUAGAUCCCGAAGAAUCUGAGGUAGUUCGAAAGCUACGAGAGGUUGUACUUCUUAAACUUAGGCGCCCGGCAACGAUAGACUUAGAUGAGGUAUAUGACCGGUACUUGUCGCUUCCUGAGCCCCGUACAUCUCAUAUUACGGCUCGGUUGAGGCAUCAGUUGCUUGCGGUCCUAGGAAUGACUGAACGGAAAAACUCCAAGUCUAUGUUGCGAUAUUUUUCUGUGGUGACAGACGUAAAGAACAGCGGCUUCCCCCUAACUAGAUUUGAAUGGAAUACCGCCAUGUCAUUUGCUAGUCGGUAUGUCGGAAGAUCAACAGAAGUAGAGGUUGAGGCUGCGCUCCAUCUCUGGCGUGAGAUGGAGCAGACCGCAGGUAUUCGCGCCUCUGAUGUGACUUUCAACAUCCUCUUCGACGUUGCAUCGAAAGCUGGUAAAUUUACUCUCGCCGAGAUGAUAUACCAGGAAAUGAUGACCCGCGGUUUUCAGUUCAACCGAUAUCAUCAUGUCAGUCUGAUUCACUACUUUGGUCUUAAACAGGACACCGGCGGGAUGAGAGCAGCCUAUAAAGAGAUGGUGGAGUCGGGUGAAGUAAUCGACUCAAUCGUACUCAAUAGUGUCAUAUCUGGAUUUCUGACAGCUGGGGAAGAAGAUUCUGCUGGAAAGGUCUACGAAAAAAUGAAACUGUCGGCUCGAGGAACCAAGGUGCUGCCAAAUCGUAACUACUCGAUACAGAAGAAUAUUACCAAGGUGCUUAUGAUGUUUGCGAGGGUAGCAAAAAAGCAUCCUGACAUGCGUCCGAAUUUUCAGAAAACCGCACUGAUCUCGCCGGACCUGCAAACCUACCGCCUCCUUAUCAACUACUAUGGCCCGAGAUUAGGGGAUCUCUCUAAAGUCGCACAGUUCCUCGAUGAGAUGAAACUUUUCGAAGUUGAACUGCACGGCGCUAUAUUCCUUGCAAUUUUCAAGGCAUUCGGUAGGCACGGGAGUGCCGGAUCGGAUUGGUCAGCGGAGAGGUUAGUUAGUGUAUGGAACGCUUUCUUGGACGCCCUUGACUCUGGGACUGAGGGGUUUUACAUCAGUACAUGGAUGGCUAUGGCUGUUUUGAGGGCCUUCUCCAGAUUUUCAACUCGAGAUCAGAUGUUGGAUAUAUACGAAAGUCUGAGGUCUAGAUGGGAUCUGGACACAGCAAAUUCGCAAUUCAUGAUAGACUUCCUAAAAAGGAUCAUGCAACAAGACAAUUUCGUUGUACAAUCCAGAGGCAUGUCAUUUUGACAUGAGGAAUCAAAACGGGACAUAUAUAGGUGUAAAAUAAUGGGUAGGGGCGAUGGCUGCGGAUCAAUGAUACCACUUAUAUGUACAUAUUAUGAUAAAAAUAGACUUGCCUGUAAAUACUUAAGAUGUUACGAUCUGAAUAUCAACUGAAAAAACACACUCCAUA
Messenger RNA from Daldinia loculata, 2095 nucleotides. RefSeq lists its product as uncharacterized. Gene Ontology annotation, molecular function: protein binding. The record is from RefSeq and is a predicted model, not a curated record. The transcript has a single exon. The coding region runs from base 121 to 1929 and encodes 602 amino acids. Lineage: Eukaryota; Fungi; Ascomycota; Sordariomycetes; Xylariales; Hypoxylaceae.